GCUCUUGAGUCGAAGUUCCCACCUCCCGGUGACCCGGGUUGGAGCUGCUGCCUCAAGUGGUCUCUCGUGUCCACCACUAUGGCCUGGACCAAGUACCAGCUGUGCCUGGCCGUGCUCAUGCUGGUCACGGGCUCCAUCAACACGCUUUCAGCAAAGUGGGCAGACAACUUCGUAGCUGAGGGCUGUGGAGGAAGCAAGGAGCACAGCUUCAAGCAUCCCUUCCUCCAGGCAGUGGGCAUGUUCCUGGGGGAGUUCUCGUGCCUCGCUGCCUUCUACCUGCUCCGGUGCCGAGCCACAAGACAGCCAGACUCCAGUGUGGAGCCCCAGCAACCCUUCAGCGCCCUACUUUUCCUGCCCCCAGCCCUGUGUGACAUGACUGGGACCAGCCUCAUGUACGUGGCCCUGAACAUGACCAGCGCCUCAAGCUUCCAGAUGCUGCGCGGCGCAGUGAUCAUCUUCACAGGCCUGUUCUCAGUGGCCUUCCUGAACCGGAGGCUGGCACCAAGCCAGUGGCUGGGCAUCCUGACCACCAUCGCAGGACUGGUGGUGGUUGGCCUGGCUGACCUCCUUAGCAAACAUGACAGUCAGCACAAGCUCAGUGACGUAAUCACAGGUGACCUGUUGAUCGUCAUGGCGCAGAUCAUCGUGGCCGUUCAGAUGGUACUAGAGGAGAAAUUUGUGUACAAGCACAACAUCCACCCGCUCAGGGCAGUGGGCAUCGAGGGCUUCUUUGGCUUUGUGAUCCUCUCCCUGCUCCUUGUGCCCAUGGACUACAUCCCAGCUGGCUCCCUCAGUGGAAACCCUCGUGGGAUGCUGGAAGAUGCACUGGAUGCCUUCUGCCAGGUGGGCCGGCAGCCCCUCAUCGCCCUGGCCCUGCUGGGCAACAUCAGCAGCAUUGCGUUCUUCAACUUCUCAGGGAUCAGUGUCACCAAGGAACUGAGCGCCACCACCCGCAUGGUGCUAGACAGCUUGCGCACCGUGGUCAUCUGGGCCCUGACCCUCGCACUGGGCUGGGAGGUCUUCCACCCACUGCAGAUCCUUGGUUUCCUCAUCCUGCUUAUGGGCACCGCCCUCUACAAUGGGCUGCACCGUCCGCUGCUAGCCUGCCUGUGCAGUGGCUGGCGCCUCCCUACCCAGGAGGGAGAGCAGGAGAGACUGCUGCCUGACAGCCGAACUUCUAUUAAUGAAGGCAGCUGAGCCCACUG
Acomys russatus (golden spiny mouse) is the source of this 1205-nucleotide messenger RNA. It is a transcript of the gene Slc35f6, whose product is annotated as solute carrier family 35 member F6. Gene Ontology annotation, molecular function: transmembrane transporter activity. Lineage: Eukaryota; Metazoa; Chordata; Mammalia; Rodentia; Muridae. Gene Ontology annotation, cellular component: intracellular membrane-bounded organelle; membrane. Gene Ontology annotation, biological process: transmembrane transport. The transcript is spliced from 6 exons. The record is from RefSeq and is a predicted model, not a curated record. The coding region runs from base 79 to 1197 and encodes 372 amino acids.